Molecule: messenger RNA, 729 nt
Organism: Aspergillus wentii DTO 134E9
Lineage: Eukaryota; Fungi; Ascomycota; Eurotiomycetes; Eurotiales; Aspergillaceae
Exons: 2
Coding region: 43-729 (228 amino acids)
Source: RefSeq, a predicted model, not a curated record
CAUACUAAGCACCCACUCAUAAUAUUCAAUACCAACACCAAUAUGAACGACAUACCCACGCCCGAAACCCCCGAUCCCAUCCACGAGGACCAAGACACAACCUACGAAGCAUCCCCAGAACCCUCCUCCCAAGACAACCGCCCUAAACACACCAGCACAGGAAGAGGCUACAACACUCUCAAAUCCCACAAAGGGCAGAUAUACUCCGGCAUGGCAAUCGGCGGCUCCCACACUUGGAACUACGACGAAGGCGUCUGGAAAGAGACCAAAGAAGAACCAGAUUUAUGGAGAGUUGAGUAUAGAACGAGUAAGAGGAGAGCGCAGAAGGCGCCGAGGGGAAGUGGUGCGCCGGUUGGAACGGAGUAUCACUGGUUGAUUGUUGGGCAUCAGCACGUUAAGAAAAUUGACGCCAAUACCUACGAAACAGCCCUUACUGGAUCCAAAUAUAAGCUGGCGCAUAAGAAUGUUUCCUCUGGUUCAUGGUCUAUCCCGACGGUCAAGGCUCAACGAGAACGAGAAAUUGAGCUUCUCGAGGACGCCAAACGACGCAUUCAGGGACUGCCACCUGUGUUGGCUGGAGAGAAAGUCAAAGUUGAGAAAGAGGAGAAGGGACAGCAAAAGUUGGACGCUCUGUUUGGAAAAGUCAGAGGGAACAAAGUCGUUGGGGAGACGAAAAAAGGAAAGAGAAAGAGAGUGGUGGGUGAGGAUGAAGACCAGAGUUCAGAAUGA